GCUUCCCGUCCCGUCCCGUCUCUUCCCCGGGGCACCGGGGGGCUUCCCCAUGGCGGCGGCGGCAGCGCUGCUGCUGCGGGCGGCGGGCCGGGCCCUGCUGGGCCGUGCCACUCCCCUGCCCUGCGCCGAGCGGGGCUUUAGCGACUGCGGCGGGGCGCGCUGGGCGCCCGCACGGCCCGGCCUCCCCGUGCCGCUGUCCUCGCCCCUGGCAGGGCUCUCCCGGCCCAUCCGCAUCAAGGAGCCGCCCAAGCGCAAGCCGGUAGAUCGGUGGACGAAGAAGCGGGCCUUGUUCGGGGUGUAUGAUAACGUGGGGAUCCUGGGCGGCUUCCAGAUCCACCCGAAGAAUCUCAUCAUGGGGCCCACCUGGCUGCGAGGCUGGCGGGGGAAUGAGCUGCAGAGGUGCCUCCGCAAGAAGCGGAUGGUGGGCGAUCGGAUGUUUGCAGAGGACUAUCACAAACUCAACAAGAGGAUCCGCUACUUGUACAAGCGCUUCAAUCGCACCGGAAAGCACCGCUAGGGAACAGCAGUGCCUUCAGCCUGUGGAGUGUCGUUUUGUGGCAUUGCAGUCAGAAUAAAGCCAGCUUCCACACAA
This is a messenger RNA of Agelaius phoeniceus (red-winged blackbird), 592 nucleotides long. It is a transcript of the gene MRPL51, whose product is annotated as mitochondrial ribosomal protein L51. The record is from RefSeq and is a predicted model, not a curated record. Gene Ontology annotation, molecular function: structural constituent of ribosome. Gene Ontology annotation, cellular component: mitochondrial large ribosomal subunit. Gene Ontology annotation, biological process: translation. NCBI's taxonomy places the organism in Eukaryota, Metazoa, Chordata, Aves, Passeriformes, Icteridae.